This is a messenger RNA of Salvia miltiorrhiza (redroot sage), 864 nucleotides long. RefSeq lists its product as uncharacterized. Gene Ontology annotation, biological process: arginyl-tRNA aminoacylation. NCBI's taxonomy places the organism in Eukaryota, Viridiplantae, Streptophyta, Magnoliopsida, Lamiales, Lamiaceae. Gene Ontology annotation, molecular function: ATP binding; arginine-tRNA ligase activity. The record is from RefSeq and is a predicted model, not a curated record. The transcript has 8 exons. The coding region runs from base 1 to 864 and encodes 287 amino acids.
AUGUCUUUGGCUCACUUGAAUCUGAGGGCAUACGAGAAGUUGAUGCAUGUAGGCCUUGAGAAGUGGGCACGAUCACAAUAUUCGACGUCUUCUCAUUUGGUUCUGGAGCAGUGGUUCAACGACAGACUUACGGUUGCACAAGAGAGCGACGAACUUCUUACUCCGGAGGCAUCACAGAAGAUUAGUGCGGAGAUUUCAAAAAGUCGUCAUUACACUGCCAAGAGGACAACCGCUAGAAAAUAUAGGGUUCGUGCUGGUGGUCGCCAUUUUAUGGUUGACCUUCAAGAGCGAAGCUGUGAAUGCAAUGAAUUCAACUUGGACAGCAUGCCUGAGGCGAACGAGUCAGUCUCCGAUUAUGUGGACACUUACUACAAGAGGAGUUCACUGAUUGACACAUACUCUGGUGCCUUUGAUUAUAUGUUUGGAACGAAGAGGCUGCAGAUAGCUGUUCAAAACAUAAAAAUUGUUGAAGAGUUUGGUGGGUACAAUUAUGCAUCAACAAAUCUUGCUGCUCUGUGGUACCGACUGAACGAGGAAAAGGCUGAAUGGAUUAUAUAUGUUACUGAUGUUGGCCAAAGAGAGCACUUUGAAAUGCUUUUUGCUGCGGCCAAACGAGCCGGUUGGCUUCCAGCUGAUGGCAGUAAGUAUCCUAAAGCUAGUCAUGUCGGGUUUGGGCUUGUCCUUGGAGAAGAUGGAAAACGAUUCCGUACUCGCAGUACUGAAACUGUCAAACUGGUUGAUUUACUAAUUGAAGCCAAAAGUAGAUGCAAAACCGCUUUAAUUGAAAGAGGCAAAGAUAAAGAAUGGACUGAGGAGGAGCUUGAUAAAACUGCUGAAGCAGUUGGAUAUGGGGCUGUUAAGUAA